This is a messenger RNA of Alnus glutinosa, 2504 nucleotides long. Its product is annotated as ETHYLENE INSENSITIVE 3-like 1 protein. The transcript is spliced from 2 exons. Gene Ontology annotation, cellular component: nucleus. Bases 290 to 2107 code for a protein of 605 amino acids. NCBI's taxonomy places the organism in Eukaryota, Viridiplantae, Streptophyta, Magnoliopsida, Fagales, Betulaceae. The record is from RefSeq and is a predicted model, not a curated record. Gene Ontology annotation, molecular function: DNA-binding transcription factor activity; DNA binding.
CCGGACCGGUCUCUCUCACUCUUUUUUGUUCUCUCUUCUGAUACAGAGGAAAAGGAAAAGAGAACCCAAAAAACUCUCUCUCUCUCUCUCUGGGUGUGUCUCUCUGUUUGGAACAGUACGAGGAGCUUCAGAGGCUAACAGGAUGAAGUAGAUAUUGGGUGUUUACAAAGAUAAUCUAGUGGGUUUCAUAUUGGAAGUCCUGGGGAUUGGGAGUUGGUAUUUUGCGUUCAAAGUUUGGAUAUUGAUCAGAGAGUGAAGAGUGGUGAAGGCAACGCUAACUGGGUGCUGAAUGGGAAUGUUUGAAGAAAUGGGGUUUUUUGGUAAUCUUGAAUUUCUUUCGGCUCCUCCUGGGGAAGGGGAAGCAGUUCCUGAGCAUGAACCAGAGGCGACAAUGGAGGAUUAUAGUGAUGAUGAGAUGGACGUUGAUGAGCUUGAGAGGAGGAUGUGGAGAGACCGGCUGCUAUUGAGACGCCUCAAAGAACAGAGUAAGGAAAAGGAGGGAACUGACAAUGCAAAGCAGCGUCAAUCCCAGGAGCAAGCCCGGAGGAAGAAGAUGUCUCGUGCACAAGAUGGUAUCCUGAAAUAUAUGCUGAAAAUGAUGGAAGUUUGUAAAGCUCAAGGUUUUGUGUAUGGGAUUAUUCCUGAGAAGGGCAAGCCGGUGAGUGGAGCCUCUGACAAUCUGCGAGCAUGGUGGAAAGAAAAGGUCCGGUUUGAUCGUAAUGGUCCUGCUGCAAUUGCCAAGUAUCAGGCGGAUCAUUCAAGCCUUGGAAAGAAUGAAGACUGCAGUGCAGUGGCAUCCACUCCUCACACCUUGCAGGAGCUCCAGGACACCACUCUUGGAUCACUAUUGUCUGCUUUGAUGCAGCACUGUGAUCCGCCUCAGCGGCGUUUCCCAUUAGAGAAGGGUUUUGCGCCGCCGUGGUGGCCAACCGGGAAUGAGGAAUGGUGGCCUCAAUUGGGCUUGCCUAAAGAUCAGGGGCCUCCCCCUUAUAAGAAGCCUCAUGAUCUGAAGAAGGCUUGGAAGGUGAGUGUUCUCACUGCUGUAAUUAAGCACAUGUCCCCUGAUAUUGCCAAGAUCCGGAAGCUUGUUCGUCAGUCAAAAUGCUUGCAAGACAAGAUGACUGCCAAGGAGAGCGCGACUUGGCUUGCCAUUAUAAACCAGGAAGAAGCGCUGGCUCGAAAAUUGUAUCCUGAUAGAUGUCCGCCUCUGUCAGCUGGUGGGAGUGGAUCUUACAUAAUCAGUGAUGCUACAGAUUAUGAUGUUGAAGGAGUGGAUGAUGAAGAAAAUGUUGAAGCAGAGGACUGCAAGCCCCGUGAAGUUGAUCUCAUCAAUUUGGGAGCUGCUGGACCAAGAGAUCAUAGGUUUAUGAUGCCCCCAGCGGAUCCUCAAAUUAAGGGAGAGCUCAUUGAGAUUGACUCAGAUUUCACUCAAAAGAGGAAGCAACUGGCUGACGAUCAUCCACCAAUGAUGAUGGAUCAAAACAUAUAUACUUGUGAGUACUCUCGAUGCCCAUACAACGAUUACCGCCUCGGGUUUCUUGACAGGAAUUCGAGAAACAAUCACCAAAUGAAUUGUCCGUACCAAAGUUCUAACUCUUCCCAAGUGUUUGGAAUGCCGAACUCUCAAAUCAAUGAUGAAAAGGCAACAGUUUUCUCUCUACGCUUCGCUCAACCUAAGCCAGCCUAUGUUUCAGGACUUGGACUUCCGGAAGAUGGGCAGAAGAUGAUUUCUGAGCUUAUGUCAUUCUAUGAUACUAAUCUUCAGAGUGACAAAAGCAUGAGUCCUGGGAACCUCAAGGCUGCUGAAGACCACAACCAGCAGCAGCAGCAGCAGCAGCAAAAAUUUCGACUUCAGAUGGAUGAUAAUAACUAUUACAGCCAGGGGGUUAUCAUGGGAGGCAACAACAUGUCUGCUGCAGAAACCAAUAUGUCCAUGCACCAAACCGUGCUUCCAACAACAGAAAUUCAGUUUGAUCAGCCAUUUGAUAACAAUCCCACUGAUAAUAUAGUGGACUUCAGGUUCAGCUCUCCAUUUAACCUGGGAUCUGUUGAUUAUGCAGUAGACUCUUUGCCAAAGCAAGAUAUCCCCCCCCUGUGGUACCUUUGAAAAAAAAAAAAGGCAGAAAUUCUAUCUUAGGCUUUCUCUUGUUGACAAGGCUAAUAGAUUGGGAAAGCUGGAUGUUGAAGGGCGCAAACUAAUUUAUUCUGAGUUCUGCGCUGGAUCCAAUAGAGCUUCUUGGAUCCUUUCUGAUCAUGAACCUAGUUUUGUAAUAUAUAAGCUUGUUUAUUAGAUGUUUUAACCCACAUGAUUCCAUGAACUUGGGCAAGUCGUGCGAGUCUAGGGCCUUAGGAUGCUUUCAUUGCAGUACUGAAGGGCCAAUAAAGAAACUGUGAAGGAUUAGUCCGAUGUUGUUGUGUACUGCCAUUGAAAUGUUUAGAAGCAUGAGCAUCUUCUUCCUGUUGCAACCAUGUUAUAUAAUAUACACAUAUACAGCUUGUUUUAA